GCUUCAGGAAGACAGUAAGCAAAAGUUGAUAACAUUGAUGCUUGCAGUGGGUUGUGAAAUGGCGACGGCAAACGUUGUUACAGAUGUUGUUGAAGAUUUUGUCACCUGUGGAGUUUGUUUAUGCGAAUAUGACGAAGAAAUUCGUAAACCCAAAUUUCUUCCGUGUUCUCACACUGUUUGUUUCCUUUGUCUUCAGGAAAUCCGCCGAGGGGACACUAUUACUUGCCCAUUCUGCCGCAAAAUAAUUGCAAAAGAACCCAUUUCCGGAGAAGCCGAAUGGAUUCUACCCAACAACACUUAUGCCCUUCAAAUUAUCAAGCAAAAUAAAAAGUUUGCCGAGCUGACUUCAAGUUUUGCAGUUUCAAAGAUAGAAUCUCUUUCAGGUUUGAAAGAAGAGCUGCUGAAAAUGAGAGACACUGGAGUGAACAAAUUAGCUCUGGCCAUCCAGAAACGUAAAGAAGUUGAAGUGCAAGUGAGCCACGCUAUUAAAUUCAUUCAAGCUGCAGAAGAGGAAGCCAAAAAAUUUCUAGAUGAAAAUAACCUUUGCCUGGCGGAACUGAUUUCAACCUUGGAAGCCAAAGGAUCAAAGGAUUUUUCUGUUGACAGGAAAACAGCUGGUAAUGCAGAGGAAGACGUGGUCUUUUCAGAGUUGCUUUCGUUAGUGGAUGACUCGACAUCCGAAGACACAGCCGAAACAUUGAAGCAAAAGAUGAUGACGUCUGUUGAAUUUUACAAUCAGAAACUUACUGAAGCAACAAAAGUGGCUACGGAGUACGAAUUCCGCCAGAAAACCAAGAUUCAAGUCCAUUUGUUUGAUGAAAGCGAUCGUCCAAUCCAAACUUUCCCCGCGUUCGAAAAAGGAUUUCGGUCCAAUCAACCAUCCGAAAUUGAACCGCCAACUCAACAGGAUUUAAAAUUACUUUCAUACGUCGUUUUCACUCUCCUACAAAAACAAAAGAUCCCGUUAAAAAAUGAGAGUCAACCAAUUGAUAAAGUCACGAGUGAUCCUUGGAUCAAAUUACCAAGUCAUCAAUCACAAGAACUCGCUCAUCCGCGUAGUAUAGCUCAUCCCCGCAGUAACUUUCGUUUGAAUUCUUCGUCCAAGUUUAUUCUCCGAAUUUUUCGAUCUGGCAGACCGAAAGGCGAAAUUCAUUUCCGACCUGCGUCCACAUUUCAUCCAAAAUUUGUGCAACAACUGGGCGAAUUUUGUUACAGUUCCCAACGUGACUUUUCCUGUACCAUCAGCAAAGCUACAUCUGAACAAUUUGUCUUGUUAUCAGUGCAUCACCCACAAUUCCAGCCUGCUGUUCCCAGUAUGAUCAACCGCAGAUACAACACCGUCAUAGCUAACGAAGAAAACGAGAUCGGCUUAACUUUGGUAACAAACUCUUCCGGUAAAGUUACGGGCUGGAGUUUCUUCUUUCUGUUGGAGGAUUCUGACAAUUACAAUUUUCCUGCUAACCCACCCGAAUGGAUAUUAGAUAACGAGCACUUUGGUGAUGUGAACAAUCAUCAUCAAACAUUGAAUGCCUUGAAGCAGUUGAGUAGGGUCAAUAAGUCUGAAAGAGCAGAGUACAAUUUCACUUUGGAAUCCGAGUAAUAAUUCGAAAUGAGACAGAGAUCAUGUUUCAUAAAUUGUUUUGAUGGAAUAUGAAGUUUUCACCUUAUCAAGUUUGGUUUUGCAUCGCUGUAUAGUCGUGUGCUAAUACAACGUUGUUGAAGCU
Daphnia pulicaria is the source of this 1724-nucleotide messenger RNA. RefSeq lists its product as uncharacterized. The transcript has 5 exons. The record is from RefSeq and is a predicted model, not a curated record. The coding region runs from base 38 to 1600 and encodes 520 amino acids. NCBI's taxonomy places the organism in Eukaryota, Metazoa, Arthropoda, Branchiopoda, Diplostraca, Daphniidae.